AUGGCAACUUACGUACAGAUUCUACUACCGUUACUCUGCGUAGUAUUAUCCGAGGCGCAGUUGAUUCAUCACUCUUACUUCAACAACCCAGGAUUACAUCAUCAGGAACAACCAUAUAACAAUGUAAGAAACCAGCAUCACAAUGCAUGGUUUCACCACUUUGUGGAGACGGAUGAACCUCCGUACCAUUCAGGCAGUAACGAAAGAGAUGAUGAUUAUGGGCAUUUUGACCCUUUCUUCCAGAAGGAUCCAUUCUUUUAUGGCAAUGCUUGGGGACAUAUUGGAAUGCCAGAAAUAAGUAACACAUACAAUGGUCCCAAUGGUGGUUACAAUUCGCAUAGACAUGAACCAUCUCACGUAAGUUCCGAAGAGAAACGACCGGAGGACCACAACGAUUCAAACCGUGAAAAGCCUGAGGAAAAACCUGAAGAGAAACCCAAAGACUUACCGCUCGUAGAUAAGCCAGAAGAUAAAGUAAAUGAAAAGAAAAUCAAAGAAGAAAUUAAAAAUAACCCUGAGAUAUUACCUCCAAAAACGAAUGAGAUCAAGAAAAAGGAUGAAAAUAAAGACAAGAAAGAGAAACCACUAGACCUCGACAAAAAGAAGGAUUACCUACUAGUAGGACAAGGUAAUAAUGGAAAUAAUCUUUUCUUAUUACACGAAAAUGUUCCUAACCCGAGCACGGUUAUUAUCCCCAAUGGUAACCAUGCUGGAAGCAACGUUAUAUACGUACCAUUAAAUCCGGGACAAACUAACAAUCCGGUGUAUCAACUCGUCAGCGGUCAGACUGCUCCUGCUGGGUCAACAAAUGUACCAAUUACACAAGAUAAAUUAGGAGUGAAUGGUUACAACAAUGGUGUUCAGAACCCUGCACAAUCUACUGGGGAUUAUGCAGCUUCUGUUUAUCAAAAUCCUACUCCUAAUUAUGUAACUAUUUAUUCGAACGGACAAUUGAUUCAAAUACCUGGAGUUGUGGUGAACCAACCGGCUAAUAAUGCACCUGUACAGAAUGGAAAUACACAGGGAACUAGUUAUGUAGUUGCAAAUACCGUCCCCAAUAAUAUGCAAAAUGUACAAAACCCCAACGUGAUCUAUGCUGCUAUCCCAAAUCAAGGAUCGACUGGUCCAAUCUAUGUUCAAAUGCCUAACUGCAUGAGUGGAUGUUCUGAGACUGCCCAGAAUCCAGUUCAAGGAGUGAAUAAUGGAGCUAAUUUUGUACCAAACAAUGUGGUUUAUCAGCUAAAUCCUACUUCUCAAGUUGGCGUGUCAAAUAAUUAUGCUCAGCAAAUGGUGGCUCCUCCUCCGCAGGGUUCAAUUGCAGUGACUAUUCCAAAUCAAGGCGUUGCCCUUAGUAACCAGAAUGUACCUUCUCCAACAUAUCAGACAGUUACAUUGCCAGUCAACAGUGGCUCUAAUGGAUAUAAUCAGCCUAUAGUUAUGAAUCAAGUUCAAGUACCAAAUCAAGGAGUAGUAUCAAAUAUCCAACCUGCACAAACUGGUGUUCAGAUGCCAGUACCCGAUGGAAGUAACAGUUACAAUCAACCAGCUGCAUCAAACCAAAGACAAGAAACGAAUGCACCGAAUCAAGGAGUUCUUAGCAACCAAAACAAUCCACUACAAGCAGUUGAAGUACCAAACAAUAAUGCGUACAAUCAGCCUAUAGAAACAAAUGCCAGUCCAGUCAUGAAUGUAGAAAGCCGGGACGAGGUACCUAAUGGUCAAAAUGGACAAGCACAACCUCAGAUUCCUAAUCAAGUGGACCAAGGUACUAACGUUGUUAGCAACUUAGGUGAAGUUGUUCAACCUGAAAAUGCUCAACCUAUGAUACCACCUACCUCUAUUAUUUUAGAUAGUAGCAACUUAUCUGCCUUAGGAGCACAGCCAGCGAUCAUGAUCUCUGGCUUUAAAGAUAAGGGAAAGAAAGAAAGCAAAAAGGAUAAAAAUGAUAGUGCAGAAAAGAAAGACAAAAAAGAUAAAAGUAAGAAGAAAUAUAAGAAACCCAAAGAUGAAGAGAAAGUGAAGGACGGAGAUAAACCCAAAGAUGCUAAGCCUUUUACAAAUAAGAAGAAGCGCUAA
Molecule: messenger RNA, 2076 nt
Organism: Helicoverpa armigera (cotton bollworm)
Lineage: Eukaryota; Metazoa; Arthropoda; Insecta; Lepidoptera; Noctuidae
Exons: 2
Coding region: 1-2076 (691 amino acids)
Source: RefSeq, a predicted model, not a curated record